Messenger RNA from Fusarium poae, 228 nucleotides. RefSeq lists its product as uncharacterized. Bases 1 to 228 code for a protein of 75 amino acids. The record is from RefSeq and is a predicted model, not a curated record. The transcript is spliced from 2 exons. NCBI's taxonomy places the organism in Eukaryota, Fungi, Ascomycota, Sordariomycetes, Hypocreales, Nectriaceae.
AUGCUGAAAGGAUUUUGCAAAGGCGCAGAACGGGAUGAAACUGGAACAUUGGGUGAUACAUGCAUCUUGUCGCAGGUCAAGUUACAGUGCAAGGGUCAACGUUUAAUGCAACCUCGUGGCUGCAACGUUCAUGUGAGUCUUUCGUGGACGCUCACUCGCUUGCAACAUUUCUGCAACGAAUAUUGGCCAUCGAAAACCGGCUCGAAGAAGAUCUUCAAAUCUUAUUAG